Eptesicus fuscus (big brown bat) is the source of this 1723-nucleotide messenger RNA. It is a transcript of the gene SLC1A6, whose product is annotated as solute carrier family 1 member 6. The record is from RefSeq and is a predicted model, not a curated record. The transcript is spliced from 9 exons. NCBI's taxonomy places the organism in Eukaryota, Metazoa, Chordata, Mammalia, Chiroptera, Vespertilionidae. Gene Ontology annotation, molecular function: glutamate:sodium symporter activity; neutral L-amino acid transmembrane transporter activity; L-glutamate transmembrane transporter activity. Gene Ontology annotation, cellular component: plasma membrane. Gene Ontology annotation, biological process: L-glutamate transmembrane transport. The coding region runs from base 1 to 1695 and encodes 564 amino acids.
AUGAGCAGCCACGCCAACAGCCUGUUUCUGCGGGAGAGUGGCCAGCGGCUUGGCAGGAUGGGCUGGCUGCAGCGGCUGCAGGAUAGCAUGCAGCAGAGAGCACUGCGCACGCGCCUGCGCCUGCAGACCAUGACCUGCGAACACGUGCUGCGCUUCCUGCGCAGGAACGCCUUCAUCCUGCUGACCAUCAGCGCUGUGAUCAUAGGGGUCAGCCUGGCCUUUGGCCUACGCCCAUACCAGCUCACCUACCGCCAGAUCAAGUACUUUUCUUUCCCUGGAGAGCUUCUCAUGAGGAUGUUGCAAAUGCUGGUGCUGCCGCUCAUCGUCUCCAGCCUGGUCACAGGUAUGGCAUCCCUGGAUAACAAGGCAACGGGGCGGAUGGGGAUGCGGGCAGCUGUGUACUACAUGGUGACUACGGUCAUCGCGGUCUUCAUCGGCAUCCUCAUGGUCACCAUCAUCCAUCCUGGGAAGGGCUCCAAGGAGGGUCUGCACCGUGAGGGCCGGAUUGAGACCAUCCCUACAGCUGAUGCCUUCAUGGACCUGGUCAGAAAUAUGUUUCCGCCCAACCUUGUGGAGGCCUGCUUCAAACAGUUCAAGACGCAGUACAGCACAAGGUUGGUAACCAGGACCGUUGUGAGAACAGAGAAUGGAUCUGAGCAGAGCGCCUCCAUGCCUCCUCCAUCUUCAAUGGAGAACGGAACCAGCCUCCUGGAAAAUGUCACACGAGCCUUGGGCACCCUGCAGGAGGUGCUGACCUUUGAGGAGAUUGUGCCUGUGCCUGGCUCAGCCAAUGGCAUCAAUGCCCUGGGCCUUGUGGUCUUCUCCGUGGCCUUUGGGCUGGUCAUUGGUGGCAUGAAACACAAGGGCCGAGUCCUGCGGGACUUCUUCGACAGCCUCAAUGAGGCUAUUAUGAGGCUGGUGGGCAUCAUUAUCUGGUACGCACCUGUGGGCAUCCUGUUCCUGAUUGCUGGGAAGAUCCUAGAGAUGGAAGACAUGGCCGUUCUGGGGGGUCAGCUGGGCAUGUACACCCUGACUGUAAUUGUGGGCUUGUUUCUCCAUGCUGGUGGUGUCCUGCCUCUCAUCUACUUCCUCAUUACCCACCGGAACCCCUUCCCCUUCAUCGGGGGCAUGCUGCAGGCCCUUAUCACCGCCAUGGGCACGUCUUCCAGCUCUGCGACACUGCCCAUUACCUUCCGCUGCCUGGAGGAGGGCCUGGGUGUGGACCGCCGCAUCACCAGGUUCGUGCUGCCUGUGGGGGCCACUGUCAACAUGGACGGCACUGCCCUCUAUGAGGCUCUGGCAGCCAUCUUCAUUGCCCAAGUCAACAACUACGAGCUCAACCUGGGCCAGAUCACAACUAUCAGUAUCACUGCGACAGCGGCCAGUGUUGGGGCUGCUGGCAUUCCCCAGGCGGGUCUGGUCACCAUGGUCAUUGUGCUCACCUCAGUCGGCCUGCCCACUGAAGACAUCACGCUGAUCAUAGCUGUGGACUGGUUCCUGGAUCGACUUCGCACAAUGACCAAUGUGCUGGGGGACGCCAUUGGAGCAGCCGUCAUUGAGCAUUUGUCUCAGCGGGAGCUAGAUCUGCAGGAAGCUGAGCUCACCCUCCCCAGCCUGGGGAAGCCCUACAAGUCACUCAUGGCACAAGAGAAGGGGGCAUCCAGGGGACGGGGUGGCAAUGAGAGUGCCAUGUGAGGGGUGUCUUGGGAAAGACCCACUGCCU